AUGGCUCUGAUCGGUGGGAAGUGCAGUGACCUGGACAAUAAUUUCUACGAGGCCGCCGCCCUGACGGAUGUGAGCGCGUCUGGAGCGAGGAGAUUUUCAGCCCUCGACGCGAUAUCCGGAGUGGAAGGUGGCACAACGGAUGCAAGCCGCGCUGCGGACAACAAUACAACUUGCCCCUUGCAGCCCAACAGCUACAGUGCGGCAGCCCGUGGGAUUCUUUCAUGGCAGGUCAUCGCACCCCAAGCGGCAUGGGGGAUUUGGUUACGUGCUGGUGGACACGAACACGCCAGACAACAACGGCAUACUAGCAGGUGGAGGCAGCAGAGAGCAACUACCAGAUAA
Phytophthora sojae is the source of this 342-nucleotide messenger RNA. RefSeq lists its product as hypothetical. Lineage: Eukaryota; Oomycota; Peronosporomycetes; Peronosporales; Peronosporaceae. The coding region runs from base 1 to 342 and encodes 113 amino acids. The transcript has a single exon. The record is from RefSeq and is a predicted model, not a curated record.